AUGUUUGGUUGUAGUUUAAUUACUGACCGUUCCCUGGUAGGGAUUCUGGUGAUCUCAUCGAUGCUCAUAGUCAUCUGUAGCGGCACCAGAAAUUUUCGGGCGCCACGCGAACAGAAAACAGGGAAUGUGGAUGCUGACGGAGUGCCAAGUUUGAAGCCGAUAAAUGAUCGACUCGUGAGCCACGUCAGCCGCUUCAAGGGGUUACGCGAUGAUCUGCACAAGCUGCAGCAUUCGAAAGAAAAAAUGGAACCGUUGGCGUACCUAAAGGAGAUGAUGCGUGUUAUGGAUGCACUGCAGUCGAUGGGUAAAGAGUGGAAAGACAUCGAGGAUUUGCAAAAGAAGGGACCAAACGAGGAGUUCAUAUCGUUGCUGGAAGAGAUGGAUCCGCUCUGUGCCAAUCGGAUUCCGCGCACCCCGGACAAGGAAAUUGAUCUCCAUUGCUCCUACUACUAUAUGAACGGCGAUCCUUUCUACCUUAUUGGUCCGCUAAAACGCGAGGUAAUAAACAAGAGCCCCUCGGUUGUGAUCUACCGUAACUAUAUCACCGAGAACGAGGUGAGAAUUGCCAAAGAGAAGAGUGUCGUCGACAUGGCGCUGUACAAGCGGAUCAAACUGGUGGCAGAGAAUGUGUUUAAUAUUGCCGUACGCAGAAUCAGCGAAAAGGGUUACAACGGGUCUGAGGUCAAGCAUUAUGGUCUCAGCAUUAUGCUCUACCUGGAAACGUCUGGUUUCCAUGGUAAUACACUGUUCAAGGCUGGAAAGUACGUGGUGUCGCCAACCAGUGGCAGCCUGAUGGUAUCUGAGAGGCACCCAUCCGUCUGCCCGUCCGACAAACCGUUGCUCGCCAUCACCAACUUCGAUGUGGUGCCAACAAGGAAGCAAUAA
This is a messenger RNA of Anopheles aquasalis, 885 nucleotides long. RefSeq lists its product as uncharacterized. NCBI's taxonomy places the organism in Eukaryota, Metazoa, Arthropoda, Insecta, Diptera, Culicidae. The record is from RefSeq and is a predicted model, not a curated record.